Suncus etruscus (white-toothed pygmy shrew) is the source of this 845-nucleotide messenger RNA. RefSeq names its product transmembrane protein 243 (gene TMEM243). The transcript is spliced from 4 exons. Bases 18 to 374 code for a protein of 118 amino acids. The record is from RefSeq and is a predicted model, not a curated record. Lineage: Eukaryota; Metazoa; Chordata; Mammalia; Eulipotyphla; Soricidae.
CGCCAGGGAACCCCAAAAUGGAGGACUUCGCGCCCCGGACUUACGGCACCAGUGGCCUGGAUAACAGACCUCUUUUCGGGGAGACCUCGGCCAAGGAUCGAAUCAUCAAUUUAGUUGUUGGCGGCUUUACAUCCUUAUUGAUUCUUGUAACGCUCAUCAGUGCUUUUGUUUUCCCUCAACUACCUCCAAAACCACUGAAUAUAUUUUUUGCUGUCUGCAUCUCUUUGAGCAGUAUUACUGCCUGCAUACUUAUCUACUGGUAUCGACAAGGAGACUUAGAACCGAAAUUUAGAAAUCUCAUUUACUAUAUCUUAUUUUCUAUUAUCAUGUUAUGUAUAUGUGCAAACCUAUAUUUCCAUGAUGUGGGAAAGUGAAGCUGCCAAGGAGAAAUACUUACCAAGUUUCUUCAGAUUUGUAUUUUAAGGACUGAAUAAGAGCUGGGUAAGGUAUGCUGAACAACUCUCCUGCAGAUGUCUACUACAUGAUUUUCAUGUUAAUUGUAAAUUUAAAUUCCCUCUUUCAGGGGGAGCUACUCUAUAGAUCACUUUGCUUUUUCUUUAAGGAGCUGAUACUGCAUUUAAAACAUACCAACAGCACAAGCAAAUUUCCACUUUUGAAAUGAAAAAUUUUUUAUAAUGUAACUGCAUGGCGAGAGGCUAUUUAACAAUCUUGCAUUUUAAGACAAAUAAUCUUUUAUUUCUGUUAAACUGAAUAUACAAUUAUUGUUCCCUAGGCAACCAACUUUUGCUUAUAACUACAAUUUCACAUUAACAAAACACGGACGGUGAAAAGACAACUUUGAUUGUGAAUUCUAAUUACAAUAAUAAAUAAAAUAAUUUAUACAA